AUUCGUUACCGAUAACACGACGCGACGAAAGAGGGGAGGCCGUCUGCUCGACUACUGCUAGUAAAAAAGACAUCAUAUUUUUCGACUUUAGACUUGGCCUAUACCGAAUUUCGACACCGACAUCAUCUUAGCUAGCAACAUUUUAAGGUUGUUGAUCGGCAGAGGCUGGAAAGAACUUUGUCUUGAUGUUAGCUGCAGCAAGAAUCCAGCAAGAUAAACUAAACCUGAAGGAGAGUGCAUUGUAUUACCUUGAUAAAACUGGUCAGCUAGCUUCAAUUAAGAAGAAGUGUAUUGAAAUACAGCAGAGCAAUGAAAAACAAGUCCAGAUUUACAGCUUCCUUAUCAACAUUGAUAUCCAAGAAUUAUGCCAGAUUGAUGCGGAACUCGCAAACAUGGUUACUUGCAAGCCAUCAGAUGCAUACACAUUAUUUCAGGAAGUAUGUUUUACCACAUCACACACACUUGGAGUCAUUCCAAAGAGCAUCAAACCAACUCAAAUCCACUGUAAUCUCAUGCUCAAAGGCCUACCUACACUCCCUAGCUUCAUAUUGCGACCAAGAGAUUACUUUGCAUCCAAGUUUGCAUCCCGCUUUUACCAGUUUGUAGGCGUGGUGUGUAGUAUGACUUCUCCUUUCAAAUAUACUCGAUGUGCCAAAUAUAGAUGUCCAAUUUCUGAAUGCUAUGGAUCAGAUGAAAACACAUAUGUUAGGUUGCACACUGCAGGAGCCAAAGAGACACAGACUGUUAGGAAUGAUUUCCAUUGCUUCUAUUGUGGUACUCUCCUUGUUGAAGAUGUGAAUGGUAGAAUCAUUGGAGAACGGCUCAUUGUUAAGAUGGUGUGCAAAGAUGCAUUUUAUGAAGCUUCAUGUCCACAGUAUCAUCAGUCUAUAACAGUGUACAUCAGAGAUGACCUGAUUCCCUCAGUCUUCCUUGGUGGGUGUUUCAAUGUGGUUGGAAUACCUACAAUAGAAAACUCUGGUUCAAAGAUGUCACUUGCAUUUGAGGCAAACAACAUAUUGCUGAUUGAAGAGCCAGCCAACGCACUGAUGCCAAAGAAUAUCCCAGAGAUUAUCAAUCAACUCUAUACAGAUCGUGUAUCAUCUCCAUGGAGUUUCAGUUCAAGCAUGGCAUACUUGUUUGCUCCUGACAUAGCACCACAUGGAACCUUUCACAAACUCAAACUCCACCUUCUGCUAAGCCUCAUGCAGACAACACAAUGUGAAAAGAUCCUAGAUGUACUAGCUGUCGGCAAGGAUACCCAUAUACUACAUAGACUAAUGAUGCAUGCAGCAUCGUUAGUUAAUCAGCAGGUAACACAUGCUUCAUCCACGCCCAUAUUUGGUCAUAUUCAAAAGGAUCCACAGACUGGUACAUGCAUCAUUGAAGCUGGCUCUGUAGUACUUGCACACCAUGGAGUGUGUUUACUAGGUUGCUUGGAUACAUGGAAGAAAGAUGCAAAGGAAAAACUGAGGGCAGCAACGGACAAUAGGGUGAUAACAUUGACUGUCCCACGUACUGUAGAUGCUGGUCCUCUACAGAUACAUACCUUACCUCUUCAAUCAACUUUGUGGGCAUAUGCUAGUCCUGAUGUAAGAAAGAUGAAAGCAGAUCUGUUUGUGGCACAGGAUAUUGAUGAUAAUUCCAAAAAGAUUCCAGAAGGGUUCAGUAUGGUAGUGAUGUGUGAUAACAAUGAACAGACAUGGGAUGAAUUCAAGGAAGCAAGUCUGAUCCAUCAAGCUUUGAUUGGUGCUAUGAAUGCCACACAGGAUCAACCACAUCAAGUCAUUUCAAAUCAAGACUUUAGACAGUUCAUUACCCUUGCAAGCCAGCAGCCUGCAGAACUGACCAAAGCCGCCCAGCAGCUUAUAAAGGGAUACUUUGUGGGGAGUAGAAGGGUGCGAUCAUCUGGUGUGAGGGGUACACCAUUCCCCCCUGCUGCUCUCAAGACCCUAACAAGUAUGGCAGCUGCCCAUGCUAAGCUGUGCCUCCGUAAAGAUGUAACAGAGAAUGAUGCUACACUAGCCAUUAUGCUUUAUGAGGAGUCAAUCACUGCUAGAUUUGGUUACUCAACCCUAAAUGUACACCCCUGCCCACAUUUCAGGGACAGCAACAUUAGUAACUAUCUAGGCUCAGAGAAUGACCUUCGUAUGCAGCAGUUUCAGGAGCAGUUGCGAAGAUUCUGUGCAAACCACGAUCCCAACUUCAGUAUUCAUUCUCCAGAAGAUUAACUUAUCACAUGGGAUUAGAACAUACAGGAAAGGAAUUUAGACAAUUGUAGAUGGACCCUUUUUCCUAGUGAUCAAUCUUGAUCUCAUCAAAUGGAAUGCCAGGAUUACAGUAGCCUUCUAUUAAACAUAUUUUUGGAAACUUGUUUAAUGAAACCAGGUCACUAUAAACUUGACUGUCUUAAUAGAAAUCAUCAAAUUCUGAUGCAGGAUAUAAUUAUAUAUAUCAUUAAAAUCUUUAUUUUUUGGUUUGUUUGAUAUUUGUCUGUAUAAGAUUUAUUUAAGUCAACAUUGUACAAAUAGUUGUAUAAAUGCAUUUGAUUACAGAUAAAAGUAAUAUUUGUGUUAAUAUUAAUGAUCCUAUGAUUACACACGAGCAUUUAUACAUCAAAUUUGUUCCAAAAUGUUCUUUUAUGCAACACAUUGAUUUUUCAUGCUCUUCUUGAAAGAAAUUUGAAUGUUUGAUAUGGAAAUUGAAAGUGUAUUUACCUUUUUUCAUUGACAGAUUAUAUAUUUAUUAAGUUUUGUUUGUAAAUAUUCCAUAUUAGAGUUUUAAAAGGAAUGUUCAUUUUGAAUUUAUUUUUAAAGAUAUAUAUUUGAAUAGUUUCAUCAAUAUAUGAUUGUAUUUUUAAUCUGGAUGUUUUUAUGCAAGGUUGAACCUGAAGAAGUGUACGCUAAGCAGUAAAGCUUUCUAAUUAUUUUUGUUGACAAAUAUGCAUAUAUUUAUUAGAGUUUUAUAUAAUAAUAUAUACUCAUUUAUUUAUUCAUAAGAGAUUUAUCAUUAAAAAGAAACUAGUGGGAAAGAUACAAUGCUUGAGUGUAUAUAGUAGACAUUAGUGUAAAAUCUCCAAAUGAAUAAGACAUUGUAGUACAUGUAUUACAUUUUUACAGCCUUUUUUCUGUUCAGAAGAGUGCUUUCUAUAUAAUGUUUUCUAUUUAUUACAAAUGGACAAGCAUGCCAGGUGCAUUGGUUAUAGUCACAUAUUUUUUUUUUCUGGUUUAAAAAGCUAUUUUUGCCUUCUUUAUAAUAUAAUCAGCUUAACUUGCCAUAUUUUGUAUUGCGAUUAUUGCCUUUCAUUGCCUUUGAGAUAUAUGUAAAUGUGUAUGUAUUAAGCAUAGUUCUUUUUUAUUGUGGUCCAAGACUGAGGUAGUUAUGACCCUAUGCAAAUCCCAAAUCAGUGACCAAACUAUUCCCCAUGGAAAAUUCUUACUAUAGUCCACCCAGAAUAUCUUGCACCUUUGAUGCACAUUUUUUUUUCAUUGCAAACUCUAUGUAAUGGACAAUGUUACCAAGAUUCAUGCAAAAUAACAUGAUUUUUAGAUGGAGGGCAUUUAUAUGAAAUAAGAACCCUUUUUUUAACAUUUGACAUCCAUUUGUCUCCAGGUUCACUUUAUAAUAAUAAUAACGGCAUAUUUACCCAGGGUAGCCACUUCAGUUCCGAAAAGCAUUCUACCAGCAGGCCC
Lytechinus variegatus (green sea urchin) is the source of this 3689-nucleotide messenger RNA. It is a transcript of the gene mcmdc2, whose product is annotated as minichromosome maintenance domain-containing protein 2-like. NCBI's taxonomy places the organism in Eukaryota, Metazoa, Echinodermata, Echinoidea, Temnopleuroida, Toxopneustidae. The record is from RefSeq and is a predicted model, not a curated record. Gene Ontology annotation, molecular function: DNA binding; single-stranded DNA helicase activity; ATP binding. Bases 186 to 2228 code for a protein of 680 amino acids. The transcript is spliced from 22 exons. Gene Ontology annotation, biological process: double-strand break repair via break-induced replication.